This is a messenger RNA of Anthonomus grandis grandis, 652 nucleotides long. Its product is annotated as protein phosphatase inhibitor 2-like. Lineage: Eukaryota; Metazoa; Arthropoda; Insecta; Coleoptera; Curculionidae. The coding region runs from base 65 to 565 and encodes 166 amino acids. The transcript is spliced from 4 exons. The record is from RefSeq and is a predicted model, not a curated record. Gene Ontology annotation, molecular function: protein phosphatase inhibitor activity. Gene Ontology annotation, biological process: regulation of signal transduction.
UUCCGAUUGACAGUUAUUGACAGUUCGUAAUUUACUAUAGAAUUUUUUUUUUUCACAAGAGAGUAUGUCAGAAAAUUUACAAAAAAGGCCCGCAAAGGGCAUAUUAAAAAAUUCCAGUAGUUUCGAUAAGCAGGAACAAGCGCCGUCAGCCAAAAGAACAAAAGAAACAAAAUGGGAUGAAAUGAACAUUAUCGCCACAUACCAUCCUCCAGGAAAAGACUAUGGGCACAUGAAAAUUGAUGAACCGAAAACCCCAUAUAAUUAUGAUGUAGAUAUGCUAGAUAAUGUUGACGGACUCAAUCCUGAAGAUUUGGCUAAAAGGAUGCAAAUAGCAGCAGAAAAGCCACCAAAGGUCCUAGAACCCGAAUCGGAUAGUUCAGACGAAGAAGAACAACUAACGGAGGAGGAAAAAUCGAAACGGAGAGAGUUUGAACUAAAAAGAAAAAAGCACUACAAUGAAUUCCAUGCACUGCAGUUGGCCAAGAAACUCCUUGAAGAAGAGGAGGAUGACGACGAAGUGGAGGGAGGCAGCUCAGACAAAAGUAACAAAAGCGAUAAAGUCUAAUUAAAGUUAAGUAUGUAAAUUAGACGGUCAUCAAAAUAUAUUGUACGAACGGUUUUCCAAGCAUUAAAUGCUUGUAUGUCAGACUAA